This is a messenger RNA of Gongylonema pulchrum, 357 nucleotides long. The record is from the annotation of a GenBank genome assembly. Lineage: Eukaryota; Metazoa; Nematoda; Chromadorea; Rhabditida; Gongylonematidae.
AUGAAGGCGCGGGAUGUUGUGUCAUUGUUAGUGCUUACCAUCAAGUGUGCGUCCAUCGUAUUUGCUCAGUCAGUAUAUGGAAUACAUCAGUUCGAAUGCCGCGUUGACGACCCUUUGUCCUGUGACCAAGCAAAGAACGAAGUGUGUACUUUUCGGGAUGGUCGCUACAGCUGUGAAUGUCCUCAGGGUGUUAGCCGGACAUCAAAUGGCCGAUGCAUUGUGGUCAACGAAUGCGCAGAUCCUCGUCUCAACGAGUGCCAUGAAAAAGCGAAAUGCAUUGAUCAAGUUCGGAAUUAUUCGGAUUUUUGCUUAAAAACCUUCAUCCCCACUAAGAAAAUUAGCCUUUUGCAAGCGUAG